GUUGGUGUUCGGGUCAGAGCGAGUGCCACGCAGCUAACGAGCGGUCCUUUUGGAUGCCUUGCAGAGACCGAGGGCACCGUUUUCAGGAUCCUCACAUGCGCCGAGGGCCCAGCGGGUGCGGACAUUCCCUUGGCACUGGUGUUCCACCUGCCGGCCGCCUACCCCGCGUGCCCGCCUGGCAUCUCGGUCAGCUCCGAGCGCCUGCCCCGGGCACAGCUCGCGGCCGUGAGGGACAGGCUCCUCGAGCAAGCCCGGGCCCUUCCGCCGGAGCCGAUGGUCCACGAGCUGGUUCUCUGGGUCCAGCAGAACCUCAGGCACAUCCUCGCCCCGCUGGGACCGGGAGGUGGCCCUGAAGAGCGUCCUGCUGAGGCGAGCGUGACAGGGGACGAGGGGCUGUGGAUGACCCUCCUGCACUUGGACCACAUGAGAGCGAAGACCAGAUACGUGAAGACCCUGCGGCAGUGGGCGUCCGAUUUGGGGCUGACGGGAAGGCUGAUGUUCAUGGGCAAAGUCAUCCUGAUUCUCCUGCAAGGACACAGGGACAGCAUCAAGGAGUACUUGGUGCUUCAGAAAACCUCCAAAGUCGACGUGGACUCGAGCGGGAAGAAAUGCAGAGAGAGAAUGGCCAGCGUGCUGUUGGAAACCAGGGUGCAGCCGGAACACACGAGGUUCCUGGGGUUCGAAGUCAAGGAGUUUUCAUCGUUGGAUGAGUUACAGGAGGAAUUUGAAACCGCGGGACUUGCUGAGCUGUUCUCCGAGUUUGUCCUCCGGCUGGUGAAAUGAGAUGGGAGACAGGCCUUUUCUUUGGGAAACAGCCGUGUUUUUCAGUUUUUUUGUUGUUUGCAUUGGAUUUUGGGGGUGGAUGACUGAAAUAACUCAGAAAGGAAUGAUUUUAAAGUUUCUGUGAAGCAAAGUGGUACAAAAGCGGAUUCUGCAUGUGGAAUAUUACACAGUAACAACGCCUGCGUGUUUGUUUUUUUAUGGCAGUUAAGGCUGGGUUUAGUGGGUGGAAAAUUCCUUGUGAGAUAACUAUAAAAAGACGAUGGCGAACGAGCCCUUGUGUUCACGUAGAGGAUUUGUUUGCAACUGUGCAAUUUUCUGGCUAAUUUUCUUGUAAUGAAACAACUUUUAAAAAGAGAUUUGUUUCCAUGUUUACAUUUCUCAUGUUUACAUUUUUAGCAUUUGAUCAUGAUUUUCUCCCAUUUAUCUUAUUAUGUCUGAUGUUUUAAGUUGAGUGUUAAGAAAAAUGUAACACUGAUUUCUUUGUAGAAUUGCAUAAAUCUUUCGUUAGAUUAAAUACCAACCAAAGAGGUUCUAUGGAAUUUAAUUUACAGUUGCUUUCAUUGGGGUCCCAGAUCAUCACGAUACUUGCUGACUAACCGUAAGACUAGAGAGUCCAUUGAAAUAAAAAAUAUUUUGUCAUUUCA
Molecule: messenger RNA, 1427 nt
Organism: Miniopterus natalensis
Lineage: Eukaryota; Metazoa; Chordata; Mammalia; Chiroptera; Miniopteridae
Source: RefSeq, a predicted model, not a curated record